Molecule: messenger RNA, 621 nt
Organism: Trypanosoma grayi
Lineage: Eukaryota; Euglenozoa; Kinetoplastea; Trypanosomatida; Trypanosomatidae
Exons: 1
Coding region: 1-621 (206 amino acids)
Source: RefSeq, a predicted model, not a curated record
AUGUCGACGUGCCCGUAUUGCAGAGCCGAUCUCCUACAGCAGAGGCGUACGACGGCCACUACCGCUGCCGCUGCCGCCGCUGCUGCUGCUGCUGCUGCGACGGAGCGUAUUAAUGCAGCUGUUGCCCCUCCCAUGCAUGAGGUACGUGAAAACAUGGAGUAUCCCCCUAACGUGCGAGAGGCGUGGCAUCUGCAACACGAGGAAGAGGCGCGGCAAGCAUACGCACAGUACCGCGAGGAACUACGUCGCGCCGAACAGCGGCGUUUAGAGCGCAACUCCCCUACUGACAGGGAACAGCCGCAGACGCAGCUGCAGCAAAAACAGCUGUUGCAAAGUGUACAGCAGGCUAUUCAUCAGUCUUUACUUGAGUCUCGAAGGGUUCCUUCCGCGACUGAGGCACCCACUGUUGCUGUUGCCGCUGGUACUUUUGCAGCCGCCCCAGACAGAGGUGAAGGAAUGCGAUGGAAUUCAGAAUCCCCCGCUGGCGCAGCUCCUGGGUCUGAACGUGCGGGAGCCAACGAACUACGUCGUCUGCAGGCUUAUAGGGAGUAUGAAGAAGCUGUUAGGGCCGCUACAGAGACGCUGCAGCGGCGGUUGGGAGAAAUCGACUCUGUUUUGUAG